AUGCAACGAUUUUCUUCCCUUGCUGGAUCGUCAUCUCGAUUUAUCCGGGCUAUCGCCAUGCAUCAUUCGAAGAAUGAUGGGUCAUUACUGGAACAUGGGGUUAAACUCUACAAUGUGAAUAAUGGAAUCUUUCAGCGAUGUUUAGCAACACAAAAUAAAAAUUCGAACAAAGUCGAUUCCCAUGCUGAUUUAUACAAGCCAUCAACAGCUAAACAAGAAACUCAUGUGCCUGAUGAUCUCAAACAUCAUCAUCAACCACCAGAAACAAUCAAUACAACAUUAAAUACAACGGCGGUGGGUGGUGGAAAAGUCUGGUCAAAUCAAAGUCCAAGCCGGGUACAUGUUGCUAAUAAAGGAACAACAUUCGUCCCAAAAACUAACAACGAUGUUCAACACAUCCAGGAUAAAACUGUUUAUACUACACAAGGUGAAGUGAAUAUUACCGAUCCAUUUCAAACACACAAAUUACAAUCAGACAUCACAUCCGCCAAAUUAGCUGAAGCAGAAGCUGCUUCUGCAUUCGAAACAUUUGAACCUGGCACGCCAUUAUCAUCAGCAUCAGUUGUGGAAUCCAAUUUCAUGCCUAAAGUUUCUUCAGCUGAAGUUUAUUCUACAAUAUCUUCUCCAACUGCGCAAUUCCAAUCGAACGGUCCACCAACACCGCACGAAUCAGUAAAAUAUGAAACUGCAGUGAAAGGUAAAGUGUUCGGCGGACAAGACACAUCUGCGGAUUCAAUGAAGCAUCCAAAAGAAGAUCCAUUCACAACAGGCAAUAAGAACAAACCAAGGCAAGCAAAAUGA
This is a messenger RNA of Adineta ricciae, 801 nucleotides long. The record is from the annotation of a GenBank genome assembly. NCBI's taxonomy places the organism in Eukaryota, Metazoa, Rotifera, Eurotatoria, Adinetida, Adinetidae.